AUGCCAUCUUAACAAACACAAAUUAAAGGGUCAAACAAACAACCAAACACAAUAUUGCCUAAGAGAAAAAUAAAGUUCUAACAUGACGGGUUCUUCUUCUUCUGGUGGUGCAGGACAAAUCUCAAAAGGCCCUCAAGUGUUCAUCAACUUCCGUGGAGUGGAGUUGCGCAAAAACUUCGUGGACUCUCUCGUGAUUGCUUUCGAAGCAGCGAGAAUCAACUUUUUCAUAGACAGUAACGAGCAGGUGGGCAGAACCUUACAACACUUGCUUGUUAGGAUCGAGCAGUCAAGGGUCGCCCUAGCGAUCUUCUCGAAAGAGUACACUACUUCAGCUUGGUGCUUGGAUGAGCUGGUCAGGAUCAAGGAACGCAUGGACGAUGGCAAACUUAUAGGGAUUCCUAUCUUCUAUAAGGUGGAUCCUUCCGUUGUGAGCAAUCUUGAAGGCGAUUUUGGUGAUAAAUUCAGGAGACUUAAGCGUGAAAAUCGACAUGAGCUAGUAAAAACCCAUAAAUGGAAGGAAGCUUUGACGUAUAUGACCACUGUAGUAGGCUUGCACUUGCGCGAAGAAAGUGGUCAGACGGAUAAUAGUUUCAUAGAAUCAAUCGUCAGGAAGGUUCAGGAAGUGCUGGCCGAUAUCCCAAUGGAAAUAAACGCUGAAGACAGUUUCAUGAUCUAUGCAAAGAGAAUCAAGAUUGCGCAUUCGGAGAAACCCGAAAAUUGGACAUGGAGUUCAAUCCACGAGGCACCAAACGGAAAAGCCAUUGACAUUGCAACAUUGAAAGUAGUUUACUGGAUGAACAUAGAAGGAAAUUCUUUUACGAGUCAACUGACACCAGAAACAAAGUACGAAGUUGUAUUCGUGGUUAAGUUAGAAGAGGAUGCAAUUGGAUGGCAUGAGCCGGUGAACUUGCUUCUGAUAGUGACCAUGCGCGAUAAAACCGUGAUUCAGCAGGAGCAGACACGUUUUUUAGACCCCUACAUAGGUGAUAAAGAAUGGGUCGACAUCAAGGCCGGAGAUUUUGUGGCACCACCAAAGGAAUCACCUGCCAGGAUAUCUUUCACCAUGUGUCAGCAUGACGCCACCGUCCGGAAGACCGGACUUGUGGUAAAAGGUGUUGCAUUUCGUCCGCUGGACUAAAAUGCAAAAUCAUAUUGGACUUUCCUAUAUCUCUUUCGUUUAAGAAAAAAAGAAGCAGAUUCAUGUUUGCUAAAAUCGUGUGCAAUUUAUUCUUGUCCUAAUAAGGUCUCUUCUUGACUGUUUAAGAUUCUUAAUAAUUACAAAAAAGAUUCUUAAUAAUUAACUUUUUGUGUUUUUUUUUAAUUAUUAUCCAAACCUAGUUAUAUGA
Molecule: messenger RNA, 1346 nt
Organism: Raphanus sativus (radish)
Lineage: Eukaryota; Viridiplantae; Streptophyta; Magnoliopsida; Brassicales; Brassicaceae
Product: protein PHLOEM PROTEIN 2-LIKE A6-like
Exons: 3
Coding region: 83-1138 (351 amino acids)
Biological process (GO): signal transduction
Source: RefSeq, a predicted model, not a curated record